AUGAACCAAAAGGCCUACCCAAAAUAUGAGUACUCGUAUGCCGUAUCAGACCAGAAGAGCGGGGACCACAAGCAUCAAGAGGAGAGCCGUGAUGGUGACAGGGUCCGUGGGUCCUACAGCCUGGUCGAGCCUGACGGUUCGGUCCGGACCGUGGAGUACAACGCUGAUGAUCUACAUGGAUUCAAUGCCGUAGUCAGCAAAACUGUGACCAAUCAUGGCGGUGACCACGCAUACUCAGUUUUUGGGCACACAAGGCAGUACUUCCCUAUUGGACAUGGAGUCAAAAUAAACCACUACUUUCCAGGCCAAGACUAUCACAACGAACAAAAUAAAAUACCACAAAAAGAAAAAGAUAUAGAAAAAUCUGUGGUAGAGUCGAAACAACAUCCCAAAACGCUUAGUGACGCAUCAAAAGCCAAAACUAUGAACAAUAUCAUGGAAAAAGUUACUAUGAUUGAGCCUUUCAAAAUGGAAGAGCUAGAUAUUAAAGGAGAAGUGCCUACCGAGAGGAAAGCAGAAGACUUACCUGAAACGAUCACGGAAGUAACACCUGCCAUGGUUUUAAUCAAUACAGAAGGAGAGACUAGUCAAAAUCAACAAAUUAUGCCAUUGAUGGUUAGCAGUCAAGAACCUAUUAAACCUGAGGAAGUAACAAUGGAGUCAAAGGAGAAAGAGGGAGAGAAACUAGCACUAGACUCUGACCCGUCACCUUCAUACUAUAACACACGAAUGUACUACUAUAGAUUUUAG
Messenger RNA from Plutella xylostella (diamondback moth), 750 nucleotides. The record is from RefSeq and is a predicted model, not a curated record. Lineage: Eukaryota; Metazoa; Arthropoda; Insecta; Lepidoptera; Plutellidae.